Messenger RNA from Onychomys torridus (southern grasshopper mouse), 4443 nucleotides. RefSeq names its product AF4/FMR2 family member 1 (gene Aff1). The transcript has 20 exons. The record is from RefSeq and is a predicted model, not a curated record. NCBI's taxonomy places the organism in Eukaryota, Metazoa, Chordata, Mammalia, Rodentia, Cricetidae. Gene Ontology annotation, cellular component: super elongation complex; nucleus. Gene Ontology annotation, biological process: regulation of gene expression. The coding region runs from base 288 to 4013 and encodes 1241 amino acids.
GGGCAGCGCCGGUCCCCGGGCUCGGGCGAAGUGCGGCUCGCCCGGCGGCCCCCGGUGCCCGGAUGUCCGUCAGGCUCGGCGCGAGCCGAGGCUCCGGGGGGCGGAGGCGGCGCUGAGGACGCGGAGCCGAGGACGCAGCGGCCGGGAGCUGAGCGUCCGCGCGGCUGGGGCGUCCGCGAGGCAGCGUCGCCGACGGCUGCGGUCGAUGCUGAGCGCGGCGCGGGCAGGGGGCCCCGCGGGGCGAGGGCUCUGAUGGACUCGGGACGCCGGGCUGUGUGAGCCGAGCCAUGGCAGCCCACUCCAGCUUGUACAAUGAAGACAGAAACCUGCUUCGCAUUAGAGAGAAGGAAAGACGCAACCAGGAAGCUCACCAAGAGAAAGAGGUGUUUACCGAGAAGACCCCGCUGUUCGGAGAGCCCUACAAGACUGCCAAGGGUGAUGAGCUGUCGAGUCGGAUACAGAACAUGCUAGGAGACUACGAAGAGAUGAAGGAGUUCUUGAGCGCCAAGCCUUGCCCUCAGCGCCUGGACGGUUCCGAAGACAGGCCAGGGAAGCCGAGAUAUCCUUCAUUUCACGACAGGGGGAGCAGCCUUGCAUCCAGCUCCUUCCGCACCCACGUCUACCACCACCACCACCACCACCAGCCUGUCCAUGCGUCUUCUGCCCCGGGAUCACUUUCUGUUGGUAACAUUAGCCACAGUCCGAAGAUGGCACCGCCCAGGGUGGAAUCAGUGCCAGGUCUCCAUGCCAAACACUAUGGCCCGCCCGACAGCCAGCGUCUGACUCAAGAUCACCUCAGUCAGGAGGGACACUGUUCCAGCCACAGAAAGUGUGACCGCAGAGCUGACGGGGGUGACUCAGCUCCGGAGAUGAAGCUCUCACCCUUGAUCUCCUCUCUGCCGUCCCCAGUGCCACCCCUGUCACCUGUACAUUCCAGGCUGCAGGGACCCAGCAAGGGCCGCAGCGGUGGCAGCGGUGGCGGCGGUGGCGGCUCUAUCAGUAAAAGCUACUGCGCAGCCACGUCUUCCAAGGACCUGGUGGCGAAGGUCCAAGAUAACGAGACUGCCCACGACAGUUUGGUGGCAGUUACCAGCCUUGGGGUAGCCCCUCCUCAGACAUUUCCACCCCCUCCUCUCCCCUCAAAAAGUGUUGCAAUGCAGCAGAAGCCCACGGCCUAUGUCCGGCCCAUGGACGGUCAGGAUCAGGCUCCCAACGAGUCGCCUGAGCUGAAGCCGCCACUGGAAGACUACGGUCAGCAGAGCUUCGAAAAACCAGACGUAAAAGUGCCUGCCAAGGCCAAGCUCACCAGACUGAGGAUGCCCUCGCAGACAGUGGAGCAGACGCUCUCCAAUGAAGUUCACUGUGUUGAAGAGAUUCUGAAGGAAAUGACCCACUCGUGGCCCCCUCCUCUGACAGCCAUACACACACCCAGUACAGCCGAGCCAUCCAGAUUUCCUUUCCCUACAAAGGAUCCUCUGCACGUCAGUACUGCAAUCCAAAGCCAAAAACAAUAUGAUACGCCUUCCAAAACCCAUCCCAGUUCCCAGCAAGGAACAUCCAUGCUCGAGGAUGACCUCCAGCUCAGCGACAGUGAAGACAGCGACGUUGAACAAGCUGCAGAGAAGCCUCCAUCCCCACCUGCGCCUCCAAGCGCUCCGCCGACGCUUCCCGAACCAGUGGUGGUGUCAGCGCAUUCCAGCAGUACUGAGUCGGAGAGCAGCGCGUCAGACAGCUCCUCGGACUCAGAGAAUGAGAGCAGUUCCAGCGACAGCGAGGAGAACGAGCCCCUAGAGACCCCGGCUCCCGAGCCUGAGCCUCCGACAACAAACAAAUGGCAGCUGGACAAUUGGUUGACCAAGGUCAGCCAGCCGUCAGUGCCCCUCGACGGUCGAGGGGGCACAGAGUCUCCACGCUGGCGCCAGGAGAGUAAAGAUGGGGACCGCAGCACCGACCAGCAGCACCCGGAGUCCAAAGACCCUCCCCCCAAGAGUUCCAGCAAGGCUCUCCGAGGGCCCACUGAAGGGCCCCAGCCCGGGAAGAGGAGCUGCCAGAAAUCCCCUGCUCAGCAGGAGCCCCCACCUCGGCAAACUAUCGGAACCAAACAACCCAGAAAACCUGCCAAGGGUUCUAACCAGGCAGAGCCCCAGGCCAACUUGCAGGUGGAGAGUGAACCUGGACCCUUUCCCUAUGGCUCAAAAGAGCAGACUUCCAAAGACAAACCCAAGGUGAAGACGAAAGGCAGGCCUCGUGCUGUGGGCAAUAGGGAGCCCAAGCCUGAGGCAGCCGUGCCCAAGCCGCAGGCAGCCGUCCCUAAGCCGCAGGCAGCCGUGCCCAAGCCGCAGGCAGCCGUGCCCACCCCCAACGAGAAGAGGAAGCACAAGAGUCCCCCGGCCCCCUCCAAGGCCCCCUCAGGCCCUCAGCCUCCAAAGGACAAUGGUGGGGACAGGAACCCUGAGCACUUUGCUCUUGUCUCCUUGUCUCAGAGCCAGGGUCCACCCCACAGCGGCAGCGGCGGCGUUAGGACUAGUGGUUGCCGACAGGCUGUGAUUGUCCAGGAGGACGGCCGCAAAGACAGACUCCUGUUACCCUUGGGAGACACCAAGUUGCUCUCGCCACUCAGGGACACUCCACCACCGACGAGCUUGGUGGUGAAGAUAACCCUCGACCUUCUCACUAGGAUUCCCCAGCCCCUGGGGAAGGGGGGUCGCCCUCGGAAAGCGGAAGACAAGCCGCUGGCAGCAGCGAAGAGGCAGGACUCCGAGAAGAGAUGCUGCGACACCUCCAGCCGAGUGACCAAGAAGAGAAAGGCUGACUCAGAAAAAGACCAUGAUAACAAGAAAAUCAGAUUGGAGAAAGAAGUCCAGCCACACUGUGCUUCUUCAUCUUCCCACCCCGAAUCUUCCAAAACAAAGACUCCCAGGCCCUCCUCAGAGUCCUCAAGAAAGGAAAUACUUCCUCCUCCACCUGUGCCAUGCUCCUCGUCCUCCUCCUCAUCCUCGUCCUCGUCCUCCUCCCAGAAGUCAACCAAAACUGCACACAAGAGGUCAAAGCCGGAUGCAGACACCUGUAGUCAGGACCCUCCCAAAAGUGCCAGCAGUACCAAGAACAACUCCAAGGACCCUUCCGUUCCCAAGCACAGAAAAGUGCAGGCCAGGGGCUCCGAAUACAAAGGGUCUUCUGGAGAAGCUGCAAACCCUUUCCCAGUGCCUUCUUUGCCAAAUGGUAACUGUAAACCAGGGAAGCCGCAAGUGAAGCCUGACAGACAGCAAGCUGAUUUUCACAUGAAGGAGGCUAAAAAGUUGAAGUGCAAAGCAGAAGCAAUGGCGGACAAGGCUGGAAAGGCCUUCAAGUAUUUGGAAGCUGUCCUGUCCUAUAUUGAGUGUGGGAUGGCCACAGAGUCAGAAAGCUCAGCCAAGUUGGCAUAUGCUGUGUACUCAGAAACUGUAGACCUCAUUAAGUUCACAAUGUCACUAAAAUCCUUCUCAGAUACCACGGCGCCAGCACAAGAAAAGAUAUUUGCUGUUUUAUGUUUGCGCUGCCAGUCCCUGUUAAACAUGGCAAUGUUUCGCUGCAAAAAAGACGUGGCAAUGAAGUAUUCUCGCACUCUGAGUGACCACUUCAAGAAUUCUUCCAAAGCGGCCCAGGCACCUUCUCCAUGCAUGGCAAGAAGCACAGGCGUUCCGUCCCCGCUCUCCCCAAUGCCUUCUCCUGCCAGCUCUGUAGGGUCCCAGUCAAGUGCUGGCAGCAUGGGGAGCAGUGGGGUGCCGGCCACCAUCAGCACCCCGGUCACCAUCCAGAACAUGACCUCCUCAUACGUCACCAUCACAUCCCACGUCCUUAAGGCCUUCGACCUUUGGGAACAGGCAGAGGCCCUUACAAAGAAGAACAAAGAAUUCUUUGCUCAGCUCAGCACAAAGGUUCGUGUCUUGGCCCUCAACAGCAGCCUGGUGGACCUGGUGUACUACACAAGACAGGGUCUGCAGCGGCUGAAACAAGCCCCCAAAGCUCCCUAAUGCAGGCUGGGCUUACCCGAUGCCUUGGAAUGUCUUUGCACAAUUGGAAGCCUGGAUCCAGUGUAGACGACUGUCUGAUCAGGAUGUCGACGGCACUCAAGAAGUGAAGCGCCGUGAGAUGGCCAGAACGCUUGCCCACUUAAGCUCACAAGCCUGUGUGGCCAUCAUUUGGACACUGGUUAGCAGAGCGGACAAUGGUAAAGGAUCUGCCUUUCCCAGUGGAAGGACAGAGGUGCAAUGGAGCCUAACUGGUGUAUGAAUGGUCGAGACACAUUUCUGGUUUUUAUUUUCUGUUUGUUUGGACAGUAGGAUACAAGUAGCAACUGAAAGGAAGAGAGGCAGGUUCCUGUCAUCUCAGUAGCCACACUAGUCCACUUCCAGAAGGAAUUUCUUUUUUUUAAUAAUAAUAAUUUUUGGUGAAGGGUUUUAU